GUUGUUCAGUAAUCCGGUGUUGUCGGUGUGCAUGUAUUGUUGUACAAUACGUUGCUCCCGGUUUGCGUGUGCGUCCCUGGCAUAAGAAAAUUUUUCACGAAACGUAAUUCCCGGGGAAACGAGUGCUAUCAAGAUAAAACAAUUGAAUACAACCGAAAAGUAGAAAAACCAUCAGGUAGGGAAAAAAGAUUGUUGUAAUCAAAUAAUUGUAAAGCUCACUUUCGGGUUUGACCGCGAAUAUCAAGCAGGAAGUGAACGCCAACGUGUGCUCUGUGUUCAGAUUUGUAAAGUGUAGAGCAGUGUAGAGAAGUGAGAGCCAUCUUGAAGUUGAAAAAUUGUAAGUAGAGCUAGUUUUUGGCUCGUGGACAAGCACAGUAGUAACAGGAUAGAAGAUUGGUGCGGUGGCGCGGCAGCUUGGUAGUGGCGGUUGGUAGCGGCGCUACAACGGACAACCAUCGAACGGCGCGAUGGCAUCACAUCACGAUAAUAAAAGCUACUUUGCGUCCUGAGGCGUUCUCUUCUGAGUGAUAUUAGCGAACAAGCUACGAAAAAACCAGUGAUUUGUUUUUGCACAUCUAAUUGCAUUUCCAAUACGAGAAUACAGCGUUGUCUGAACAAUAAAUUGAGCGGGAUACGGCAAGAUGGAAGCCGAAGAUGGCCCUGCGGCCGUCAACAAUCCAAGCGUCGUCAAAGCGGCACAAGAAGAGAUGGGAAGACUUGACGUUUUAGUAUGUGGACAAUGUCAUUCUGUUUUUCACUUUGUUGAAGAAUUCCAAGAACACCGAAGCAAAGAGGGCGCUUGUUCAAAAACCUCACAUUUUCGCGAUAAUGGAAAUAAUGAACAAAAAGCGCAAGUAUGGGCAUUUCUUCUCUGGAAAGAUACACAGAUCCAACAGGAAGGCCCUGAUAGAGAUUCUGCAAACUCUUGGAAGCUCUAUCAAAGAUGGUGUAAAAUGGAAUCUCAUGUAAGAGAAACUUGGGUGACCGCUGGAAAGACUAUUCAAACAUUUACUAAAAUAAAUAAUGCAAAGAUGACAGAUUUUCGACCAACUGGACAAACAAAUAUCACCUCAGAUGGUGUGAAACAACCAAUAGUGGUACGUAAAGUAAUUCGUAAUGGGCAACCAGAAGAAUCUACUGAAGUUAAAAAAGAAGUAGUAAUUAAACAAGAAAUAAAAUCACAACCGGGAGAAUCAACUACACCACAAGAGAAGAAAGUUAUUCAUCCUCGACCGAAAGCUCUUGUUAAACCCAGAGUAAAACCUGGAAAGUUAGCAUCUGAAGCAGAUGAACCCAAUGAAGAAGAAUUUGUUGUGGAAAAAAUUGUCGCAAAACGUUACAAUACUAAAAAACGUUGUCCUGAAUAUUAUUUAAAAUGGGAAGGAUUAUCACCUGAGUUUAAUACUUGGGAAUCAGCUGAUGUAAUAUCAUCUUGUAAAUUUCUUUUAGAUGAAUUUGAAAGGAAUUUAGCAAAACAAAAAGAAAUGAAAGAAUUAAAAGCACAACAGUUAGCCCAACAGCAGCAGCAACAACAACAACAGCAGCAAACAAAAAUAAUUACUACACGACCAGUACCUCUAAAAACAAUCGUCAAGUCAGAACCAAGUAGUAUACCUGGACCUAGUAGUGCAGCUCAAAUCAGUCGUCCAAUGCGAUCAAGUAAGUCAAAAGCAAUGGACCAAGUAAAACAAUGGUGUGGAUCGAUGAAAGAAGAAGAAGGUGAACUUUUGGGUAAACGUCGUGCUGAAUUUACGGAUAGUGAUUCAGAAGAUAUUACUUUACCUAAACGAAUAAAGGGAGAGACAGGUAGCGAUGAAGAUUGGAGUGGAGAAUCUGAAGAUGAACGUCUAGUUGGUAGAAGUGAUGUCAUACAACGUGCAUUUAAUCGUGCUAAUGCCCAAUCAAAUGGUUCCAAUAAAGCAAAUACUAUUGUUUCAAGCUCUGACCUAUCAUCUUUACAUAUUCAAACAUCAGAUGGCUCCAAAGUGACCCAUCAAACACCGGUUUUAGUUGCUAAUGCUAAAGGUGUUGUCAAAGUUGAUCCUAAGCAAAUGCCUAAUUUGGCAUCUGGUGUUUAUGUAAUGUCGAAAAAAGAAGGAAUUAUCAAAUUAGAUUCAUCACCAAGUGGAAAAAUUGGUGUUAAAGGAUCGCCUAAUACUCAAGGUGUAUUAAUGGUACAAAAUCGUGAACCAACUGUGGUUCGAAGACAAGUGAUUACUGCAACGCAAGCAAAUUCAAUAACACCGGUUAAAGUUGUUUCUAAGCCAGAUGGAAGUCAGAUAGUUACUCAAAUGAAAGUGAUCUCUAAACCAGUUCAAACUAAACCAAGACCAUCUCUGGCACCAAAGACGGAACCAGUUAAAAUUCAGCCUAAACCCGAUCCAAAUCAACUUCAACAAAUUCAUGUAGUUACGGCUGUCCCAACACCUAUAGGUAUUCAACCAAAAAUGGCAACAACAACAAUAAGACCUACAAUUCAAUCUCAACAAUCACAAUCAUCACCACAACAACAGACACAAAAGACUCCAGAUGGUCGUCCUCUUUUACCAAGACCUCCUCUCCGCGGUGCAACGCCUACUAGUGUUCUUGGUGUUGGAUCAGUUCGUACACCGGUACGAGCACUAGCUCCAAGACUUCCUACAGCUCAAACACGUCCAAUAAUGCAACAAAAACGAAUAAUAGCAAGUUCACCACAGGCUGUAGUAAGUCCUAAUCAAUCGACUCAGAUGCGAUCAAAAAUUACAGUUUUAACUACGCAAUCAAAUCCAGUAGUUAAAACAGUAAGCACAGUAGCAGCUAAAUCAUCACCAAAACCUCCAGUAAAACCAUCCCAAUCGCUCUUAUCACCUCAGCAAAAACUUCUUAUGGCAAAGAGAAAAGCUCAAGAAGCUGUUGGAUUAACUAAAACAUUUACCAAGACGGUUGUAGCUAGCCCGAAAACACCACAAGGUCGUGGACGUGGAAAAAUCACACCUGUUGCAGCUGUUUCUACUCCUGGAAAGCCAAAAGAAACCAAGAUUGUAGAAAGCGACGGAUUACAUAUGGAAUUUCAGGAAGUAGGCAGUGAAGAUAGCAGUGAGGAGGCAGAACCUGAAGUUUUGCCUGAAGAUAAUAUCUGUAAUGUUCCGCAGAAUGAACCUGACAGUCCACCGAGGCCGUUUACACUUUGUCCAUUGACUGGACGUAUCAUUGGACCUGAUGGGGAGCCGAUGGACACAACGACUGAACCUGAACCGGAGCAGCCAACUACAACAUCGGAUCCAGUCACGUCGGUCACCACCACUGUAACAUCAUCUGAAAAUUCUGAGACAACAAAUGUCACAACACCAACAACAGCAGAAUUAGUUUUACCAUCUUUAGAUGUCUUAACCGAUGCUAGUGGUAUUAUGCGUGUAGAAAUGAGUCCAGGUGGCACAACAGGUACGAUAGUGCAGGCUAGUACUGAUGCCACCCAGAUAAAUCUUACAGGCGUUACUGUAGCAGCACCAGAUCUUCCUUGUUUGGAUGAUACAACAACAACUUCUGUAGGAACACCGAUACCAACAGCAGCAUUAACUGAGACUACUGCAUCUGAAGCAACGACUACUAGUCUCACUGCCACUGUUACGACUAGUGUUCCAUCAAUAACUACUAAUAUUAAAGAUAUUAAAGAGGAAGACAAAAAAGUGAUAGCUGAAGAUACAUCGAACUUAGUAACAAUCACUGGUGAGGACGGUGUUGUCUAUCAAGUUGCAGGUCAUGCUGAUGAUGGCCAGACCCUUUUAGUGACACGCGGUGCUGAUGGUGAGCAGCAAUGCGUUUAUGUCACGACUGAACAACAGGGCGAUGAUGGAUCAGUACUCACACUUGAUCAUGCUGUUGCUGAAGCUGUUGCUCAACUAAUGCCAGAUCAGGUCAACUUAACUCCUCAGUUCUACGUAAAAGAGGGUGAAGGUGAAGCUGCUGAAGGUCAAAUGGUUAUGUCUAUAAUGGAUAAUAAUAGUGGAGCUGUUGGAACUCAGGAGGAUCCUGACGGACAAGCUCAAGUUGUCGCUCAGGUUGUUCAGGCUGAUGAACCUACUCCUGGUGGUACUAGGAGGGUCGUGCUCCUACUUCCAGAUGGUAAUUUAAUGAUGACGGAGGUGGAUGAAGAACAAUAUGCCGCAUUAGAACUCGAUAAAUGAGUUUAAUGUAACAAUAUGCAAUACAAUAAUACCAUGAAUUCUGUAUGGAAAUUGAUUACUGACAACUUCACAUUCAUCCAAAACGUGAGUGAAAAAAAGAAAGCGAAUAAUGAAAUUGUGAAAAAAUAAAUAUUAGGCAUUGCAGAAAACGUGAACAAAAAUCUUAUUAUUAAUAUGUAUAUAUGUAAGAAUCGUUAAGUGAGAAUGACGAUUAAGAAGUUCAAUGUAGAAGAAUUCGCUUUCAAGAAUAAUAAACAUCUUAAAUUGAAUGACCACUUCUACUACUACUAUCACAAUUAUUAUUGCUACUGCUACUAUUAUACCAUAAAUAAUAAAGCUGUAAAGAAUCAACCGAGAGGGAAAAUAGAUAAAAGAUACAAAAUUGAAUUGAUUUGUGACGAAGUAGACGUAAAUAUUUGAAAUAGCAAAUCCACGCUAUAUAGAUUAAACAGAAUAAAAUUAAAAAAAUGUAUUUUAGACAUUCAUGUCUGCGUGUAACAACUUGCUCUUUAAUUUUAAUUUCCACAUGAAAACUUGUAAUAAUGCAAUUAUAAUUGCAUUGGGAUAGAUAAUAACACAAAGAAUAUCGUAGAGUUUAAUAAUUAAAUAUAAUAAUAUUCGCUAUUGUUUCACAGUGAAAAACAAAAAGAAAAAAUAGAAAGAAUACAUGCAAAGAUGUAUUUAAAGAAUACCAAGUCUUUUAAGAGUAGUUAUUUUCUGAAUUUUAUAUUUUACCAUUGUAUGAGAGCGUAAAAUGAUUAUUUUAUGUUUACAAUAAUAUACGCAGUCACAUUGGUAUUAAAUCAAUUUCUUACCGCUAUGACGAAUAAAUAAGAAGAGCAUAUUUAAUAAUACAAAAUUGAAAGAAUGAAAUCAAAUUUUUUUAAAAUUUAAUAUGUAAAAAUUUUUUUUUCUAAAUAUUAAUUCUAACUCACGAGUGAUUUUUGCUCUCAUGAAAAUAAUCAGAUUAAUUGAUAAGUAUAUACUCAAUUAAUUAAUCUCUUAUUUUAUCAUCAAUUUCGAGUUAUUCUGAUGGUUGAUGAUUGAGAAGAAUAUUAAUGUAAAAUGAUGUGAAUGAGAAGUAAAGUGUGCGUGAAAGGCAUGAAAUAUUGAAUAUUAGACAUUCGUAUAAUGUACGAGUCCAAUAAAAAUACAUUCUUACACGGUAAA
This is a messenger RNA of Chelonus insularis, 5333 nucleotides long. It is a transcript of the gene Chro, whose product is annotated as chromator. The transcript is spliced from 6 exons. The coding region runs from base 642 to 4163 and encodes 1173 amino acids. The record is from RefSeq and is a predicted model, not a curated record. NCBI's taxonomy places the organism in Eukaryota, Metazoa, Arthropoda, Insecta, Hymenoptera, Braconidae.